AUCUAGAAAUUUUGUCAAUCUAAAGAAAAGGAAUGUAGUAAAUAAAAAAAUGUAUUAAGAGAAAUUAAGGGUAGACAAAUUAGAAAGACAAUGUCUACUUAACUUAACCCCUAGGCACUUUACGAAAACAAGAAAUUUAAUGCUGACAAAGUUCGCCCCAGUAAAUGUACUACUGAAACAUAAUUACCAAUUCUAGUUUAAUUAUUGUUAGUUAAUGUUUCUCUCGCUCUUUCUCUCGCGGGACUAAAACAUUUAGCCAACUUCAUUUGUCUCUAACUUCACUUUAAUAUCGCACGUCUUUUGAUAUUCAAGGCCUUAUAUGUAUAUAUAUUUAUGCAUAAUUAUUUUUAUAAAUGUUUGGGUCAUCUGUUUAUCUGUUUUAACCAGCGAUAAGCUUGUGUCUUUCUGUCGAACCAGAAUUUUAAAUUAAUCCUCAUGGUAAUUGUAUCAUGCAAAAAGGUCCACCUCGACAUGACACAAGUUUAAAUAGCUUGAACGAUUUGUGCACUCACUUUGACGUUAAUUCAUUAAAGUCUAAAAUUUGUAAGCAAGCUCAGAAUAAAAAUUCACAUAAGAAAUCGCAAUCAAAAUUACAAGUUGAAGAAUUAAAUCAAAGCGAAACGAAGAGUUUCCUCAACAAAAAUGAGGUAACUUUCCCAGCAAAAAAGUAUCUCAGAGGAAGCAGAAGCGGGAGUGGUAACGGUGAUGGUCGUAGAAGCACCUACCAAAGUGGUAAUAUCAUCAGAAGGUCCGAGUGGAAACUUGGAAAAGAAGAAAAAAACGGAACACCCCGGAUACUGAGAGUGAUAAGACGACACAGUUAUAAAGGCGAUUAUAAAGAUAAAUUUAAAGAUCGAGACAAAUCUCCAUCAGUGUGUCUGGAAGAAGAUAAAAGCAAGAGUAGUGUCGUUCUGCUACAUCACGAUAAAGACCAACACCAGGAGCAAGAACAAGAACAAGAACUCUCUCUCUUCAAUUUAUCCUGUAAGCCGGGGAAAAAUUACGUCAGAGUUUCCAAAUCAGAACAGACUACUGUUACGGAACCUUUACCUCCUCAUAGACUGACAACGCCUCGAAUAUUUGUAAAAGAAAGUACAGACCCAUCCCCAAGACCACGACUACCCCGCCGUCGGAAAACUCGUCGCCGGUCUACAGUAAAAUACGAACCACUGAACGUGAACAUAAUCCAGCAGACCCCGGAAUGCCGGUCAUGUAAAUCAAACCCAAAUGACCCGGCGUCGAAUCAAAUGGCCCUGCAUCAUCAACCAAUCAACCAGAAGUCCAGUCGCAAAUUAGACGACACCAAGCGGGUGUUCCCAUUCAGGCCAACCCCUAGCGGGAAUCUCAAAGUCAUUCCCAAUCAAGUGGUGUUCGAAACUAACAGGGUGAGCGUGCUGGUCGCCGAUCCAAAACACACUAAAGUAAACGUGAAAGCUGAGCUGACCAAAUCUGACCCUUCCUUUCAUCAAGAUUUGCAAUCCCAAUCAAUCAAGCAAUCUCAAGAAUUUGAACCUGGAAAUUUCUUGCAGCAAGCGAAAUCAUCUCAGGUCAGUUCUGAGUACAUUCCACGCACCCAGCCGUACAGAGGAAAGCAUCGGUGUCCUGAAAUGGACCUCAACAAUCGAAAUGGAACUCAGCAUCAGUCGAGAAUUAAUCAUGAAAAUCUCAAUCAAGUUCCUCUUGCGUCAUUGGGUUUUACAGCAGAUCAACCGAUCAAUUGGGAUAAUAUAACCUUGCCGGAAAAAAGCGAUCUGUAUUGCGAACUAUCCAAUCGUAUCACUAACUACAAGAACGCAGAUUGCGCAAUCAAGAUCGGGAAUGACGAAUUUCACUGCCACUUGCUGGUUCUGCAGAGCUACAGCACAUUUUUCGAUGAGAAAAACUCCAAGAAUAUUGAUCUUACUGAAAGCAGUGUUACUUCAAAGGCAUUUUCAAUUAUAUAUGACUGGAUGAUCAGUGAGAGUAAUGAAAGUUGUCAACUGCUGAGGCGUGAUAAUAUUUUAGAAAUAUUUAUGGCUGCGCAGUUUCUCGGGAUUAAAGAAUUAGAGGAACAGUGUUGGGCGUUUAUCGAUAACAAUGAUUUAUUUUCGGAAGAUACUGCGUUUUUAUUGUACGUAGAAGCUCGGAAGCUCGGGAAUACACCAGUAAUGGAAUUGAUGGUACCGAGGAUAAUGAAGUUUUUUCUGUUGCUUGUAAGUACCAAGGACUUUCUCGAACUUCAAGUAGAAGAACUCUGUCUACUGCUUCGCUCGAAUUACAUUUGUGUCAACAGCGAAAUGGAGGUUUUGAUGUCGGCAGUCAGAUGGUUAAUGCACGACUGGGAAACCAGACGUCAGUACAUGCUGAGUGUGCUAAAAUGUGUGCGAUUUGGUUUGAUUGCUCCUUGGCAAUUAGUUGAGGUGAAACGCAAUCCCGAGAACCCAGAAUUCAUGGAGCUGAUGUCCAAUCCUGAGGUCCAGAAGAUGGUCGACGAUGGAUUGGCAUUCGUGAUAAUAAAACACUGGUAUGGGAACCAGACGGAGGAUUACUACCGGUGGAUCGAUCUUCUGGGCUUAACAGAACCAACAAGCCGUAACUGGGCCGGCGAGGACAAGAAUUAUGUUACUUACCAGGAAUUUCUCCUCUACCUCGAAGAUUAUCAGAGAAGCAUGAUGCUGGAAUUAAAGUCGCGCAAGGGCAAAGGUAAUAGUAAUACUUCGACUAAUACUAAUCAGAAGAGCGAAUGUUCCGAGGCAAAAACUUGGGUCAAUUAUUAUCAGAACCAGAAUCUCGGAGUAGAAACCACUAACGGUCAAGUGGUUCCUGCGCCAAACAACGGAAGCAGAUCUUGGAAGUUUAAAAAGAUGCCACCACCACCAAUCUCGGAACGUAUUGGUUCGGAAGCUCCGGAAUUUCUCAACAAGUACUUGAGCAGGCUUGAUGGCAAUCAUACUAAAGUGGAUGCUGCUCAGCCGAAGGAUAACGAACAAGAAAAAAAAAUUCGUGAAAUCGGCAAUGCAGCAGUAAACUUGGACAUUCGGCGCAAUGAUGAGCUCAAGAUGUCUCAAGUGAAUUACCAAAACCAGCAAAUUCAGAUUCAACAGUGUUUGACAAGCUUGUGCGAGCCGAAUAGUUUGCCGCCCAAAAAACUGUCCUAUCCGACCAACUACUGCUUGGCGUCUGGUGAUAAUCAAAUUCGGGGGAAACCGGACUCCAUUGGCCAAAAUGAACGCAUUAAAGUAGCUCAACUUUUAUCUGCUGAUCAAAAAAAUACUUUUGGCCUGUCCUCUAAUGACUCUGACGAUAAAAAUGUCACUUGUGUAAACACAUAUAGGAAACUUAAUCCGAAGAUUGAUUUACAAGGAAGCAAAAAAGUUACUCGCCAUGAAAUUGAUAAUAAAAAGAUGUUGGACAUGAUGGAGACACUUCAAUCUACGUCUGAUGGAGAGAAAAUAGCCAAGUCAUACUGCGUGUCAAUAGCAAACAAUGCAAUAAAUCAUAUUGAUGCAUGUAAGCCAAUCGAAAUGAUAAAACCGCCGAAUUUUUUGUACAACUCUGACGAUAAAACUGGCUCAAUAUCCGUGUCAUACAGUUCAACGGACAUCGAUGAUUCAUAUUCACCCAACAAUCAUAAAAAUUUAACUAUUAACAAUAACAACAAUAUUACCAAAGAAACAAAAGUAACAAUGAAUAAAAAAUUAAUUUGUCCCAACGAAUCAUUGUUUUUAAACGAACAACCAACUGUCAUAGUUUUCGGUGGAAUAGAUCCACACCAGGAAUACGGAGUAGCUGGCAAUACGGGUAAAAAUAUUUACCGAUUAAAACCAUUGGAAAAUAUUUGGGAGUUUGUUGGCGAAAUGCCAGAACCACGGCAUCAUCAUUCCGUUGUUUAUUUCAAAGGACGUCUUUAUGUUGCUGGCGGUGCUGACCCACGUGAAAAUUCACUUCAAAGGAAAAAUUCAGUUGUCGGAACUGUUUGGAGUUAUGAUCCCGCCUCCAAGAAAUGGUUCACUGAACCGGCAAUGCUAACUCCGAGGAAAAAUUUUGGGCUUGUUGUCUGCGACGGUAAAAUUUUCGCUGUCGGCGGUGAAGAUAAUAAUGAAGUCACUUUGAGAAGUGUAGAGGCUUUUGACCCAGCAAAAAAAGUUUGGAAAAAAAUGCAACCGAUGAACAUCGCACGUUUUGGACUAGCUGCUACGACGUUCGAGAAUUUAAUUUGGGUCGCUGGAGGAAUAAGUAAUUCAAUCACAGAUCCUCUGUUGAAAGAAGUUGAAUGCUAUGAUCCCUGCAAAAAAUCAUGGACAAAAAUAGAGAAUAUACCAUCAGCAAGAUGUUACGCAUGUCUGUGCGUAAUAUCUGACAAUUUGUUCCUAGUUGGGGGAGCCGGAAAAUCUUCAACUGAUGACAACAUGACGGAAAGUAUCCAGACAGUUGACAUAUGGGUGCCUAGCUCCCGAAAUUGGCAACAAAUUAGCAAAAUGUCCACCGCUAGGCACAACCACUCAGUCAGUUCAAUCGAUAACCAGCUGCUUGUUAUUGGCGGCGUUACCACAGUUCACAUGAAAACAUUGAAGUCCGUCGAGUGUUUUUGCUGCAGACGUAACAAGUGGAUCAAAGGUGUGGCUUCGUUACCUUAUCCCAUUUUGGGUCAUUCUAGUGUUUCUUUGCCACCUUUGGAUUAUUUUUGUAACUCUUGAAUCUUGUAAAAAAAUAAUGCAUAGAUAGAUAGUUUU
Messenger RNA from Cotesia glomerata, 4712 nucleotides. RefSeq lists its product as uncharacterized. The transcript is spliced from 19 exons. Gene Ontology annotation, molecular function: protein binding. NCBI's taxonomy places the organism in Eukaryota, Metazoa, Arthropoda, Insecta, Hymenoptera, Braconidae. The record is from RefSeq and is a predicted model, not a curated record. Bases 450 to 4676 code for a protein of 1408 amino acids.